Molecule: messenger RNA, 2503 nt
Organism: Saimiri boliviensis boliviensis (Bolivian squirrel monkey)
Lineage: Eukaryota; Metazoa; Chordata; Mammalia; Primates; Cebidae
Gene: CCDC30
Product: coiled-coil domain containing 30
Source: RefSeq, a predicted model, not a curated record
AUGAGCCAAGAAAAAAAUGAAAUAUUUGAAAGUAAGUGGUCAAAAGAGAGAGAGAGAGAGAAGCAGUUGGCAUUUGGUCUUGACACUGCCGAGAAGGCCUUGAAAGUUGAAAGUGAGGAAUUGCAAAAAUCAAAGUCAGAGCUCAUAUGCCUUUAUAAUGAAGUUCACAAUCUUCCAGGGGCAUCAGAAAGCAGAGACCAUUUUUUAAUAGCAUGGGACCUAUUGCAAAAAGAGAAUUCUGAAUUAGAAACAAAGGUCUUGAAGCUUUCACAAGAAUUUGCACAAUUAAACAAUUUUACUCUAGGGGAAAAAACUACAACUGCUAAUUUAAUUAAAAGUGAAAAUAUCUGUAAAGAUCCUGAGUCUAACAAGCCAAUUUUGGAAGCAGAAAUUCAAACCCCAAAGGAAGAGAGAGAGGAAUUCUGUCUCAAAUUAGGAGAAAGAAAGCAGAAGGAAAUUCCAGAGGAGUCAGUAAAGGAGGGCACUUUCCCAAAAGAGGGGCAGAAGGAGGAGGGCUCACAACAGAAUGGAGAUAUGAAAGAUGAAGAAAAAGAACAGCAGUUGACCAUUAAGACUGAGGAGGUUGUGAGGCAUAGAGAAGAGCUGAGCCAUAUAAAUCAGAGCCUCCUUCAGUCUCAGAGCUCUGGGGAUAGUUCAGAUGACAGUGGUGCCCAGCAUCCAUCAUCUGGAGAAAAACUAAAAUACAACCAGCAAGAGGAAGUACAGCAACUUCGCCAGAAUUUGCACCGGCUCCAGGUUCUAUGCAACUCAGCUGAAAAUGAGCUUCGAUAUGAACGAGGGAAGAACGUGGACUUGAAGCAACAUAAUAGCUUACUUCAGGAAGAAAACAUCAAGAUAAAGAUUGAACUAAAGCAUGCCCAACAGAAGUUAUUAGACAGUACAAAGAUGUGCUCUUCACUCACAGCAGAGUGCAAGCAUUGUCAGCAGAAAAUCAAGGAACUGGAGUUGGAAGUACUUAAACAGACUCAGAGCAUUAAAUCACAGAACAACCUACAGGAAAAGCUGGCUCAGGAGAAAUCUAAAGUUGCUGAUGCAGAGGAAAAGAUUUUGGACCUGCAGCAGAAAUUAGAACAUGCUCAUAAAGUCUGUCUCACAGACAGUUGUAUUUCAGAGAAGAAGCAGCUAGAGGAAAAGAUAAAAGAAGCAACAGAAAAUGAAGCUAAAGUAAAGCAACAGUAUCAAGAAGAACAACAGAAGAGGAAACUCCUGUAUCAGAAUGUAGAUGAGUUACACAGGCAAGUGAGAACCUUAAAAGAUAAAGAAAAUCUCCUGGAAAUGACCUGUUCUCAGCAACAAUCCAGAAUUCAGCAACAAGAGGCCCUACUUUCACAACUGGAAAAUGAGAAAAGAAAAUAUGAUGAGCAUGUCAACAGCAACCAGGAAUUAUCAGAGAAGCUGGCUACACUACAGCAAGAGAAAGAAGCUCUACGUGAAGAAUAUGUGCGAUUAUUGAAGCUGCUUGAUGUCCAUGUGAGAAACUAUAAUGAGAAACAUCACCAACACAAAAUCAAGCUUCAAAAAGUCAAGUAUCGUUUAACUAAUGAAGUAGAACUACGAGAUAAGAGAAUUAACCAAUUUGAAGAUGAAAUUGGAAUCCUGCAACAUGAAAUAGAAAAGCAGAAGGCAAUACAGGACCAGAUCACUGCCCAAAAUGAUACCCUGAUUUUAGAAAAAAGGAAACUUCUGGAGCAAGUCAUAGAGCAAGAACGUUUGAUCCACAGUAACAAAUGGACGAUAUCUUCAAUCCAGAGCAGGGUACUUUACAUAGAUAAAGAAAAUAAGCAAUUACAUGAAAAUAGUCUUCGUCUCACACAGCAAAUUGGCUUCUUAGAGCGAAUUAUAAGGAGCAUUCAUAUUCGCAGAGGAGAGAAUCUUAAGGAGUUUCCUGUUCCAAAAUGGUGGCGUAGAGGCAAGCUGGCUUCUCUCCCCCCAACAAAAAGAGAGAAAGAAAUAUACAGCACUGAGGUUGUCACCAGCAAUAAUACAGAGCUCCAGCAUGAGGAUGAGUCCAUUCCUGAGGUCAUAGAGAAGUGGAAACAUUCUGAGCAGAUGGAGACAACAAUUAGUGACAUCUUUGAAUCUAAAGUAAUGAAUGAAGUAUUGCCUUUAUCAAACUCCAGUUUUUCAGGAAAAGGUUUGGUAGAGUCAUUUGUAAGUCUUCAAGAGACUGAAGAGCUUAAGUCAAAAGAAGCAAUGGCAAGUUCAAAGUCCCCUGAGAAUCUUUUGUGUUCACAGAAUUCUGAGGCUGGAUACAUAAAUGUGGCUUCUCUGAAAGAGACACGAGGUAUACAAGAACAAGACCAAAAGUCAGAGCUAUAAAAUCACUGUUGCCUAAAUCUAUACUGAACAAAAUUGCUAACUUAGAGCCUGGACACAAAAGUGGACCAUGACAUUGGGAAGAGUUACCACAGAUCCCAAAUGGAUGUCAACCGAGUGUCUUCAGAAUUGCUGAUAAAUUCAUUAAAGCCAUUCUAAAAGUGGA